Messenger RNA from Botrytis porri, 192 nucleotides. RefSeq lists its product as uncharacterized. The transcript has a single exon. NCBI's taxonomy places the organism in Eukaryota, Fungi, Ascomycota, Leotiomycetes, Helotiales, Sclerotiniaceae. The coding region runs from base 1 to 192 and encodes 63 amino acids. The record is from RefSeq and is a predicted model, not a curated record.
AUGCAAUGCUAUGCUAUGCUAUGCUAUGCAAUGCAAUGCGAUAUGAUGCUACUCGUAUGCCAUGUUGUGUGGUACACGUUAGGUUACAGUAGCGAUGGAAUGGAUGCGAGUAAGAAUUGCCCGAUCUUCCUCGGUGACGGUGACGGUGUCGGUGUCGGUGUCGGAGGAUACGAGGAGGGAGGUAUGGUAUGA